Messenger RNA from Poecilia reticulata (guppy), 1891 nucleotides. NCBI's taxonomy places the organism in Eukaryota, Metazoa, Chordata, Actinopteri, Cyprinodontiformes, Poeciliidae. The record is from RefSeq and is a predicted model, not a curated record.
GUUCUGAGYCUAACAUAUAAAAAGGGGCGUCCCUCCUUUCCCGGUCUCACUCGACGCUUAUCGACACGUCUUUACGUUCUCCUGUUCUCCACAUAAGGACAAAAGUUACUUUGUGAAAAUGUCGGAUGAGGGUAAGCUGUUCAUCGGAGGUCUUAGCUUCGAGACCAACGAAGAUUCUUUGGCUGCAGCUUUCGGCAAAUACGGAACCAUCGAAAAAGUUGACGUGAUCAGAGACAAAGAGACAGGAAGAUCUCGUGGCUUCGGCUUUGUGAAGUACGACAAUGUUGAGGAUGCUAAAGAUGCUCUGGAUGCCAUGAACGGAAAGACACUUGACGGUCGGGCAAUUCGAGUUGAUGAGGCAGGAAAGGGUGGUCGCUCCAGAGGAGGCUUUAGCUCUGGCCCACGUGGAGGCAGAUUCAACUCAGGUGGCCGAGGGGGAAGGGGACGUGGCUUCUCCAGGGGUGGUGGCAGCUACGGCGACAGAAGCUACGGCGACAGGAGCUAUGGCGACAGGAGCUUCGGCGGUGGAGACAGAAGCUUUGGCGGCGGUGGAUACAGAAGUGGAGGAUAUUCUUCAGGUGGUUACAGGGACAACAGGGGACAGGGUGGAUAUGGUGACCGCUCUGGAUCCUAUCGCGACAGCUAUGACAGCUAUGGUAAGCAUCUUUUAUGYGACUAAAUGUAGCUAUUUUUGUGGGCUGUCAAACCUUAAGUGAUACCGUAUGUUGUAGUGCUUUACUAAAGACGUUGACAACUUGCCGUAGCACAAAUUUGGAGGAUUCUUUUGAAAAGUUUUCAAACURCCAUAUUCAAGUAAUAUUAAGGAUACCUUUUGUAGCCCUAAUAUUUAAGACUCAUGUGUGCCCCUCAGUUCUGUACCUGAGCCCAAGGUCGAGCCUCAUUGCAUACAGUUGCCUGUCUUUGCUGUCCCGUUCCACAMUGAAAGAGGCUGGCGGAGACAUUUAAGCUCUAAGGCAGAUGACAAUGCCACCUUCAAAAGUCGCUCACUUCUCAACUGAUGGAGCCCUUUGAGCAAAAAAAUCCAAGGGAGGGUUGUAGCACUAGCUCUAGUGGGUUGAAUGGAUAUUGUGAAACACCAGUGUCAACAUUCAGUGUCUUUACCUGUGCCCACUUCUUAUCCUCCAGCGACACACGAGUAAACCUCCCUGAUUCAAGAUUCAUCACUUGGCUGGCCGUAUUUGAAAGCUGUGCUCCUCAAGGAAAAAAAAACAUGUCCACGUGUAUUAUGUAGUUCUGUUGUAGAAGCUUGGCAUCUGACUUAAAUGUAGCCAUGAGUUUUGGUUAUUUCUCAACCAUGUUACAAAUUAAAAUUCAGUCUUGCUCAAUUGACCACUCCCAUCGUUCAAAACAUCUGUAUGAUCUCACUACUGUACGGUCCCCUUUUAUUAACGUGGGGAUAAAACAGCUAUCCACAUUGCUUUCUGUCGAUCAGUUAAUCAGCUAAUUUCUUUUGUCCAGCACUUUAAAGUGUUUUGUUUUUUAUAAGAUCUUAAAUGGGGCUUUUUUUUUGUUAUCCUUGUUGAUAAACUGACCUACCUCCUACCAAAUCUUUAAACUGAGGAAAGAACUAGCAUUCUCAGAUUAACCUUUGGGGGAUUUUAUUGUUAAAUUUCUUAAACUAUUGAGAACCUUAGCUUACCCAAGGCUCAUUUUGUGUUCAAUCUCCCAAAAGAGUGAAUUCCUGGUGAACUACACAUCCGAAGUGGCCGGCUGUUCAUGAAGUUGCAAAAUGCAGCAUGCUACAGUCUGCCCAAGGUAUCUUCUGUGCUCUGCUCAACAUCUGCAUCUUAAAUGUGCUGUAAAUGGACUCUUGUUUAAAGUGAUCAGAAAAUGUAACUUCGUUACCAGAGUAAACUGAACGGGAACAGUU